AUGACGCCUGAUCUGGCCAACAUUCGCUCAUCAUUUCGCGGUGAUGUUCUGCAUAAUGAUGAGCUGGAUACACAACUAUCGCAUCUAACUGUUGGCAAGACACUCAUGUUUGCUGCACGCGCCCGUUCUGUUCGACACAUUGCGGGAGGCAUUGACCGCCAUCAGUUCAACACAAUUCGUCGUGAUUGGAUGAUGGCCAUCUUUGAUCUGAAUCAUACUAUCAAUACCAAGGUUUGA
Penicillium soppii is the source of this 237-nucleotide messenger RNA. RefSeq lists its product as uncharacterized. NCBI's taxonomy places the organism in Eukaryota, Fungi, Ascomycota, Eurotiomycetes, Eurotiales, Aspergillaceae. The record is from RefSeq and is a predicted model, not a curated record. Bases 1 to 237 code for a protein of 78 amino acids. The transcript has 2 exons.